AUGACUGAACAGUUUCAUCACAUUCACAAGACAAUGAAUCUCUGCUUAUCAAUUGCCUUGCGACCUUCAUCUUUCGUGUUCCUGCUGGCAUAUGGUGCCCUGAUAGUUCUGGUCUCAUUGAUGCCAUGCUGGUAUGGCAUAGUCACACACAUGGAGAAACGUGUGAGUUUGAACUCAGAAAAUAUCGUGUCCCAAUUUCCAUCAGAAAUUGAGUACUCUGCUGAACUCUUACACCCUAUGAAAUCAUCAUCUACCAAUUUAGCAAGAUUUCUGAGUUCAUCCAUUGAUACAACGAAUAUCUCUUUCUCUGAUAUUGAGACCAAGGUGGCUCCGUUUUUAUUUGAAGCAUUUAAGACAGUUCCUCACUUAGCCCAAAUCUCAUACAUAGGGAUGGAAGGUCUCUUUUUCUCAUACUACAUUGAUCAUGAUAAGGCACUAGCAAUGUACUCUAAUUCAUCAUCAUCUUCGUCUUUAAAUUCUGGUGCCUCAAAUAAAACCUUAUACUAUAUCCAGCCUGUAAAUCAUGAAACUGGAGAGGUUUUUGGGGAAGCAAUAAUAUCUAACCCCUCUAUCAGUGCAAGUUGGAUUAGGGAAGCUGUUAAUAUUUCACAUGGUUUUACUUCAUUGGGAACCAAGUGGAGCAAUGGUCAUGAUCUUUUGUUCCUCAGUUCAGCUAGCAUCACAAGAACAGGAGUCAUCUCUCUAGGGUUUUCGGCAACAGCAAUAACUGAUUUUGUUACUCGUAUAAUUAGCCAUCAAGGCACAACCUCGUAUUUGGCUACCAAAGAUGGAAAAGUUCUUCAUGUAGAAGGGUUUCAACAUACCCAUUUGGUGAUUUCUAAUGAUGCGGUUUCCUUCCAAUCAGUGAACGUAAAUGGUGAUUUAACGGGUAAUGAGGGCAAUGUCUCGUGCAAGGAUAAAGCCGUUGCUUCUAAUUUGAAUAUUCGGGAUUCUGAAUAUUUAAUUCAUUGCUACCCCAUUGAUAUAAUGGGAAUAGAAUCGGUGUAUGUUUUGGCUGUGCCACAAAACGGAGUUGUCAGCUUUGAUGUGAAUUAUAACAGGAAGGGAUUGACACUGUUGAUUGUAUCGAUGGUGAUGAUAUUUAUUGCUAUCUUGAGUUUUCUAUACAUAAAUGGUAGAGCCACAGGGAGAGAAAUGCAUUUGAUUGCCUCACUCAUCAAACAGAUGGAAGCCACACAAGAAGCUGAGAAAAAGAAUAUGAAUAAGAGCGAGGCUUUUGCUAAAGCCAGCCAUGAUGUUCGGUCUUUUCUCGCAGGUCUUAUGGGUUUGAUAGAAGUGUCCAAGGAGUUAGUUGUCGCCGGUUCAGAAUUGAAGACCAAUUUAAAUCAAAUGGAUACUUGUACCCAAGACUUACUAGGAUUGUUGAAUUCUAUACUUGACACAAGCAAAAUUGAGGCAGGGAAAUUACAACUUGAGGAAGAGGAAUUUGAUGUAUUCCGUCUUGUGGAAGAAGCAGUUAAUUUAUACCAUCCCGUGGCUAUGAAGAAAGGUGUUGAUCUUGUGCUGGACCCCUGUAAUGGUUCUGUUAUCAAAUAUGCACGUGUGAAAGGUGACAGGGGAAAACUUAAACAAAUUUUGUGCAAUUUACUGAGCAAUGCUGUUAAAUUUACUGAUGAGGGGCACAUAGCAGUUCGGGCAUGGGCUCAGAAGCCAAGUUUGCAGAACUCAAUAAUCACUACUAAUCAAUAUAGUUUCACCAAACAUUUUUCAUGCUUAUUUUAUAAGAAAAACGAAGCUCAUGUUGAUAUAGAAGCCAUGAAUUCAAUCCAACAAGAUCCGUGUUCUAUGGAUUUUGUGUUUGAAGUGGAUGACACAGGAGUAGGAAUUCCUAAGGAGAAGCACAAAUCUGUGUUUGAGAAUUAUGUCCAAGUCAAAGAAACUGGACCUGGCCAAGGAGGAACUGGCUUGGGACUUGGGAUUGUUCAGUCUUUGGUGCGUUUGAUGCAUGGAGAUAUUGGAAUUGUGGACAAGGAUAAAGGUGAAAAAGGAACAUGCUUCAGGUUCAAUGUGCACCUAACUGUAUGUGAGACAGAGAUUGAUGAUAGCACAAGGGAAUUAGGUGAUGGAAAUCAAGCUGAAGGAAGAACCAUUCACGCUACUAGUACUAGUCCUAGGCCUGAGGAUUCUUGUGUUGUUCUUUUGAUUGCAAGCGAGGAGCGCCGAAAAACUUCACAAAGGUUCAUGGAGAGAUUAGGGAUUAAAGUUAAUGUUGUGAAGGAAUGGAAGCAUCUGUUCUACACUCUCAUCAAGAUCAAACAGAAGGGUAACCUUUCCAGUGGCAAAAGUACUCCUGGGUCUACAAGUUCUCAUAAUUCUCUUGCCAGAGCCAAAGGAGUAGUUCCUUUGAGUGGUAUGGAUGGAACUGAGUAUAUGCCUUCAGUCUUCAAGAAGACACAUAAUGGAGCUUCCCCAGGUUUCAUCCUGAUUGUAAUUGAUGCAAAUGCAGGACCAUUUUCUGAACUUGAUAAGAUUGUGUCCCAGUUCAAAAGAGACCUUUGCAACCCCUUUAAGGUUGUUUGGUUGGGUAAGCCACUUAUACGUAGAAUAAUUGAUCAAAAUGACAUUGUCAUAUCCCAACCUUUUCAUGGUAGUCGUUUGUGCCAAGUUAUAGAGCUUCUUCCUGAGUAUGGUGGUGCUUGGCAAAGUAAUUCUAGUAAAGCAAAGAGAGAAAGUACUCAUGAUCAUAGAGCUGGACUGGAUUUCCCUCCACUGGAGAGAUCACGAGUAUCCCCAUAUAAUGAUAGCUCAUUCCAAAGUGUUGAACAAACUUGGAAGGGAACUCAACAAUCAAAUGGAGAUCCUUCACAUGUUUGGCCCAAAGCUGCAAGAAAAUAUCCAGUUCAUCAGGGGGAAACACAAGAAUGUGGAAAACUCUUGAGUGGUAAGAAACUUUUGAUUGUUGAGGACUCUGCAUUGUUACGAAAGCUAGCUUCGGCUACUUUGAUUCCCCUUGGUGCAACUAUCGAGCAAUGCGAGAAUGGUGAACAAGCUGUGCGGCUAGUUGAUGAGGGUCUAGCUCGGGAUUUUCCUAAUCCUCCUUAUGAUUACAUCUUAAUGGACUGCCUGAUGCCAGUAAUGGGUGGGCUUGAGGCAACAAGGCUGAUACGAAAUAAGGAGAAGCCCUAUGGUGUUCGCAUUCCUAUCAUUGCAUUAACUGCUCUCACUGAUAAAAUGAAGAAAGAGGAUGGAAUGGACUUUCAUAUAGUCAAACCCAUUAAGAGAGAGCAUUUACUUGAAGCCAUCAGAUACAUACAUGGUCAAGAGUAG
This is a messenger RNA of Gastrolobium bilobum, 3288 nucleotides long. RefSeq names its product histidine kinase CKI1-like. NCBI's taxonomy places the organism in Eukaryota, Viridiplantae, Streptophyta, Magnoliopsida, Fabales, Fabaceae. The transcript has 7 exons. Gene Ontology annotation, cellular component: nucleus. The record is from RefSeq and is a predicted model, not a curated record. Gene Ontology annotation, biological process: phosphorelay signal transduction system; phosphorylation. Bases 1 to 3288 code for a protein of 1095 amino acids. Gene Ontology annotation, molecular function: phosphorelay sensor kinase activity.